Messenger RNA from Cetraspora pellucida, 768 nucleotides. NCBI's taxonomy places the organism in Eukaryota, Fungi, Glomeromycota, Glomeromycetes, Diversisporales, Gigasporaceae. The record is from the annotation of a GenBank genome assembly.
GCCGUCCUAUUUACACUUAUCUUUUAUCUUAUUGCCACUCCAAUAUGGCAAGAUGCUUUAUUUGAUGAUGUUUUAAGAUUAAGAGGGCUUGGUCACAUAUUAGAAAGGCAUAGAACCAUAUCAGAAACUACACUUUGUUGUCGAGGGAUAUGUUCUGGUCUUACAAUAACUUGUUUUCAAAUAUAUGCAUUAAUAUUAUUACAAAUAUUGACGCUUCUUAUUACAUUGCCACUAAAUGCAUUACCGAUAAUUGGAACUUUACUAUAUUGUUAUAUUAAUGGUUGGAUAAUGACAUGGGGUCAUCAAUUGCAUUAUCAUCUAGAAAUAAAGGAGUUCAACGUAAAACAGUCAAUCCGCUUCGCUUUGAACAAUUCUGAUGAUUACGUAAUGUUUGGAAUGGUUGCCGUUGCUUUAGAAUUGGUUCCUCUUGCUAAUUUUGUUUUUUUUUGGACGAAUGUUGUUGGAGCUGCUCUGUGGACUGCUGAUGUUAUCAUUGAAGAACAGAGAGGUGCUUCAAGAAGGUUGGUUAAUCCAUAUGUGAAUGUAGGUGGUGCUGGAAUACCUCAUUAUGCUGUACGAAGAAUGAAUAAUGAUUCUUAUGAAAAGCCCGCUACUAAAGUAACAGUUACCUGUACUCUUACUGAAACUGCAUGCACUACACCAACACCCAGUUGUAUUCCUAUUGGUGAUCCAUGUGCGCCUGAAAAUGCUACUUUAUGUUGCCCAAGUCAAUACGGAUCACCACGUUGUUUUUUUUCUAAUCAUUAG